UAUGAUUGAUAAACAUGAAAGGAAUUUGUCUAUAGGAUCCUUCAAACCAAAAAUGUGGCGGAAGAAAGAAAACCGUGUCUUUCAGCAGCAUGCCAUCGGAGAAGAAAAUCAGCAGUGCGAGCGACUGCAUCAGCUUCAUGCAAGCUGGCUGCGAGCUGAAGAAAGUGCGGCCGAAUUCUCGCAUUUACAACCGGUUCUUCACUCUGGACACAGACCUCCAAGCUCUUCGCUGGGAACCUUCCAAGAAGGACCUGGAGAAAGCUAAGCUGGACAUUUCUGCCAUAAAAGAGAUCCGCCUGGGGAAGAACACGGAAACAUUUAGGAACAAUGGCCUUGCUGACCAGAUUUGUGAGGACUGUGCCUUUUCCAUUCUCCAUGGGGAAAACUACGAGUCUCUGGACCUAGUUGCUAACUCAGCAGACGUAGCGAACAUCUGGGUGUCAGGGUUACGGUACCUGGUUUCUCGAAGUAAGCAACCCCUUGAUUUCCUGGAGGGCAACCAGAACACACCAAGAUUCAUGUGGUUGAAAACAGUGUUUGAAGCGGCAGAUGUUGAUGGGAAUGGGAUUAUGUUGGAAGACACAGCUGUAGAGUUAAUAAAACAACUCAACCCUACCCUGAAGGAAUCCAAGAUCAGGUUAAAGUUUAAAGAGAUCCAGAAGAGCAAAGAAAAGCUAACCACCCGAGUGACAGAAGAGGAAUUUUGUGAAGCUUUUUGUGAACUUUGCACCCGGCCAGAAGUGUAUUUCUUGCUUGUACAGAUAUCUAAAAACAAAGAAUAUUUGGAUGCCAAUGAUCUGAUGCUCUUUUUGGAAGCCGAGCAAGGAGUCACCCACAUCACUGAGGAUAUGUGCUUAGACAUUAUAAGGAGAUAUGAACUUUCUGAAGAGGGACGUCAGAAAGGGUUUCUUGCAAUUGAUGGCUUUACCCAGUAUUUGUUGUCACCAGAAUGUGACAUUUUUGACCCUGAGCAAAAAAAAGUUGCCCAAGAUAUGACCCAGCCGUUAUCUCACUACUACAUCAACGCCUCUCACAACACCUAUCUCAUCGAAGACCAGUUCAGGGGGCCGGUUGAUAUUAAUGGGUAUGUGAGAGCCCUGAAAAUGGGCUGUCGAAGCAUUGAACUCGAUGUCAGCGAUGGUGCCGACAAUGAACCGGUCCUUUGCAAUCGAAAUAACAUGACAACACACCUUUCCUUUCGAAGCGUCAUAGAGGUGAUCAACAAGUUUGCCUUCGUCGCCUCCGAAUACCCGCUCAUUCUGUGCCUGGGCAAUCACUGCUCCCUCCCGCAGCAGAAGGUGAUGGCGCAACACAUGACAAAGGUCUUUGGCACCAAGCUCUAUACCGAAGCGCCUUCGCCGUCAGAAUCCUACCUCCCGUCCCCAGAAAAAUUGAAAAGGAUGAUCAUCGUGAAAGGAAAGAAGUUGCCCGCCGAUUCAGAUGUUUUAGAAGGAGAGGUGACAGAUGAGGAGGAGGAGGCCGAGAUGUCUCGAAGGAUGUCAGUAGAUUACAACGGGGAGCAGAAGCAAAUCUGGCUUUGCAGAGAGCUCUCCGAUUUGGUGUCUAUUUGCAAGUCCGUUCAGUCCAGGGAUUUCGAACUGUCUGUGAAAAGCCAGAACUACUGGGAAAUGUGCUCAUUUAGUGAAUCCGAGGCCAGCCGAAUUGCAAAUGAAUAUCCAGAGGAUUUUGUAAAUUACAAUAAGAAGGUCUUAUCAAGAAUCUAUCCAAGUGCCAUGAGGAUUGACUCCAGCAACUUGAACCCACAGGACUUUUGGAACUGUGGCUGUCAGAUCGUGGCCAUGAAUUUUCAGACUCCGGGUCCAAUGAUGGACCUCCACACAGGCUGGUUUCUUCAAAACGGGGGGUGCGGUUAUGUGCUGAGGCCGUCUAUCAUGCGGGACGAAGUCUCCUACUUCAGUGCAAACACCAAGGGCAUUGUACCUGGGGUGUCUCCUCUAGCUCUUCACAUCAAGAUCAUCAGUGGCCAGAAUUUCCCAAAGCCCAAGGGAGCUUGUGCCAAGGGGGAUGUCAUAGAUCCAUAUGUUUGUAUAGAGAUUCAUGGAAUACCGGCGGACUGCUCGGAGCAAAGAACUAAAACUGUUCAGCAAAACAGCGAUAAUCCUAUUUUUGAUGAAACCUUUGAGUUUCAAGUGAACCUGCCUGAGCUGGCCAUGAUCCGCUUUGUCGCUCUGGAUGACGACUACAUCGGGGAUGAGUUCAUAGGGCAGUAUACUAUACCGUUCGAGUGUCUGCAGCCCGGCUACCGGCACGUCCCCCUGCGCUCUUUUGUGGGUGACAUCAUGGAGCAUGUGACUCUGUUUGUCCACGUAGCCAUAACGAAUCGGAGCGGAGGAGGGAAGGCGCAGAAGCGCAGCCUUUCGGUGAGGAUGGGGAAGAAGGUCCGAGAGUAUACCAUGCUCAGGAAUAUCGGUCUUAAAACCAUCGAUGACAUCUUCAAAAUAGCAGUUCAUCCCUUGCGAGAAGCCAUAGACAUGAGAGAAAACAUGCAGAAUGCCAUAGUGUCUAUUAAGGAACUGUGUGGACUUCCUCCAAUUGCCAGUCUGAAGCAGUGCCUGUUGACUCUGUCCUCUCGCCUCAUCACCAGUGACAAUACUCCCUCAGUCUUUCUUGUGAUGAAAGACAACUUUCCUUAUCUGGAGCCUCUGGGGGCAAUUCCAGAUGUGCAGAAAAAGAUGUUGGCUGCUUAUGAUCUGAUGAUUCAAGAGAGCCGGUUUCUCAUAGAAAUGGCUGACACAGUCCAGGAAAAGAUUGUGCAGUGCCAGAAAGCAGGAAUGGAGUUCCAUGAGGAACUUCAUAAUCUGGGAGCAAAAGAAGGUUUAAAAGGAAGGAAACUCAACAAGGCAACUGAGAGCUUUGCAUGGAACAUUACAGUGCUGAAGGGCCAAGGCGACCUGUUGAAGAAUGCAAAGAAUGAAGCUGUCGAAAACAUGAAGCAGAUCCAGCUGGCCUGCUUGUCUUGCGGCCUCAGUAAGGCCCCCAGCGGCGGCGCCGAGGCCAAGGGCAAGCGCAGCCUGGAGGCCAUAGAGGAGAAGGAAAGUGCUGAGGAGAACGGGAAGCUGUGACCUGAGCAGUGGCCACGUGCUCGCCCGUCCUUUGUGUCAAAGACUGUUUUUUUCCUUCUGGUUUUCUUUCCUUAAGCUUUGUAGAUGUUCACAAAAAGAUGCCAUCUCUGGGAUGUUGGACAUAAACAGGUAUUUUCACAAUGUCAGUAUUUUAAUGUAGUUAAUUUAUCUAAGUUAAAAAUGUUUAGUAGCAGUGUUUUAAAUUCUGAGAUGUGUGUACAUACCCAUAUGUGGAUGUGGGUAGAAGUGUGUAUGUAUGUGUGUCUUUCAGAGAGAGACAGACAGAGACAGAGAGAGACAGAGGCAGAGAGAUGUUGAGAUGCUGUUAAAAUCUAUUCUGUGCUGAAUUACUCAUUUAGUAAGUUAUUAACGUAUCAUUUUAGGGAAAAUCUGUUAAUCUAAAAUUCUAAAGAGCACUCACUAGGACCUGUUGCUGUGUUUAAUUUUACUUCUCUACCCUUGUCAUUUAACUCAGAUAUGUUAACAUAACUUAUUAUUAAAGGAAGCCAAAUUUACCAAUGCCUAGAUGUUUUGAUAGAUUAAAUAUAGAUUAGCAAAAUUCCUAACAAUCACAGUAGAAAUAAGAGUGAAUGAAAGAUAAACAAAUGAUCAGGAUUUCUGAAAAGAUCAGAAAAGUCAUUUCUUCAGUUAGUGAGCUCUAAAAUAUUUAUUAAAUAAAAUCAAUAAAUAUUUAUUUUAUGUAAUUUACUAAACAGAUAUGAUUUCAGUGGAAAAGCUGACCAUUAGUGAAUUUAUGCCCACCUAUGUGGUACUGAAACACAGCAAGAGCUCUUUUGUAAUUAGGAUUUUGAUGUGACAAUAUUAUUUAGUUACAAAAUUUCAAGGUUGUGAUUUGCAGGAAGGUCUCAUUCCUCCAAACGGAGAGUCUAGCAUUCAUUUUCUAUAGCAGACACGGGCAGCUAGGGGGUCUCAGCUUUGAUAGCAUUUAAUUUAGAGUAUUAAUUGAAACUCAAUGACGUUGCUCAAAGAAUAUAUCAUCAUGUCGAGCUGAUAUAAAUUAUGUGGGUCAGAUAACAUCUUCCUGAUGAUUUAAGAACUAAUUGAUUACAAAAUGUCUAUGAUAUGAUUUUAACACAUUCAGAAAAACACAAAAAAGAAAGCAAAUGACUAAUUAGGGUAUAUUUAUAAUUGCAUCUAGAUCAUUUUUGCCCUAAUAUUUUCAUAAAGUACUUGAGUGUAAUGUUUGUUAUCUCCAACAGAACUAAAUGUUCUAUGGUUAUGAAAAUAUAUUUAUUUAAAACAUUGCUUUUAUUUUGAAAAGCUUCUUAAUUAAUUUGAUUAACAAAUAUGCUAAUUUGGGGGAACCUAGGGAAGAUAAUUGUUGAAAUUUUGCAAAUAUAAACAUCUUCUUUAGCUACCGUGUUGUUAUUUCUGACUUCCUAACACUACUAUGUUCAUGUUGCACAUUACUGAAAGAGUAAAGAUAUGAAACAACA
Miniopterus natalensis is the source of this 4540-nucleotide messenger RNA. It is a transcript of the gene PLCL1, whose product is annotated as phospholipase C like 1 (inactive). Gene Ontology annotation, biological process: regulation of synaptic transmission, GABAergic; release of sequestered calcium ion into cytosol; phosphatidylinositol metabolic process. Gene Ontology annotation, molecular function: phosphatidylinositol-4,5-bisphosphate phospholipase C activity. NCBI's taxonomy places the organism in Eukaryota, Metazoa, Chordata, Mammalia, Chiroptera, Miniopteridae. The record is from RefSeq and is a predicted model, not a curated record.